CGCUAUCUUGUCUUUUGUCGACACACGGGAGGGACGUCCACGUGGCCGCGGGAAGAUCGGCGAUUGUCAUUUGUGUUUUUGCAAUUACGAGAAGAGGAACGUCUCGACGACGAUUGCUUCUUUUUCCUUGCUGCUCUCGCUUUUGAUUUAUGCGUGUUGCGUAAUUUUCAAUCGCGUGUCUAUCGCAAACCGCAAACGUGACUUAAAAUCGCGUACCUCUACGUGCGUUGUGUAUAGGUGUAACCAUAUCGUAUAGCGCCGAGAUCGUCAUAUCGGAACAGAAGCGGAGAGUGUUACGCAGAUCUGGGAAAGAGUUAUUUUGCAAAAAAUGGUAUCUUCAGAAGUGACGGAGAAUGGGCAGACAAGCCCAGUAAAAAAUUGCAGUACAAUGGGUAUAGCACCAGGAGACUAUUCUUUGGUCGGUUGGGAUAUGGAUACAACGGGUAAAAAGGUCAUUGACGAAAUCUGUCAGAUAGCAGGAUAUACUCCUACUUCGACUUACUCGCAAUAUGUGAUGCCGUACAAGGAUCUCAAUCCAACUGCAAUAAAACGACACAGCAUGAAGGUUGUGACCAAUGGCAAAUUCCGUGUGCUAAGAAACAGUAAGACCAACGAGGUAAUCAAAUCCAAAAGUGAAGUAUCUGCACUUACGGACUUUCUGACCUGGUUGGAACAAAUGAAAGGAAAUACAGAUGGUGUAAUUCUGGUUUAUCAUGAGCCUCGCAAAGUCAUCCCCGCGAUGUUGCUUGAAUCAUUAAAGAAGUACGAUCUAGUUGAUCGGUUCAAACAAACGGUCAAGGGAUUCGCGAACGGAUUCAAUAUAGCAGAGGAUAAAUGCGCGAACUCGGCACAUAUUUAUUCCCUCCGUACGUUGUCGCGCACAUUACUGAAGAAAGAAUCGAACUUGGGCAAUGCGCAGGACAGAGCAUCAUUGGCGUUACAAAUAGCGCAAUACUUGUGCACGUUUGAGAACGGCAAAGCUGAAGAUGCUAACAACAGCGAGAAGAGCGACGUUGCGAUGAAAAAAACGAUGGAAUGUAUUCAAGAAUUUGCGCAACCCAUUGACGUCGAAGAGCGGGAACAUAACGAACUAAAGAUGAUAUUCGAGCGGCAGAACAAUCUGCGGCCGAUAUUCAGCGCCCUAUUUCGUAUGAACCGCCGCGAACGUCAACACGCUAGUCCUCUACGCCGAUUGCUUGCCGAAGCUGGAAUCGUGUAUUCGGAGCUACAGGAUGCAUGGACUAAUGCGAAGAAGGAUGGACUGGAAGUUUUGAUGAAGGAAAAGCUGCCAAAGGUCGACGAAAAGAAGGUGGCGGAUUUGAUGACCAUUCUCGAACGUCACUUUGAUCCGGAGAAAAAGCCGAAGGGCAGAUCGCAGGAAAGGAGAGGUGCCAGGUCGAGGACAACCGAAAAAAAGAUAAACGACGACAAAGAAAACAAUAACAAGAGUGACUCGGGACACGAUAGUCCUGACACGACCACGUCCGGCUCUCCCGUCAAAAUGAACGGCGACAGCGACGAAAUUAAAGCGCAGGAAUGCGCUGUAGUAGUAAACGAAUGUGCCGAACGCGUUUAACGACGUUAAUUCUUUUUGACGUCUCUUACAAAAAAAUGAGAGUACUUUGCGACUAUUGUAUAUGUCUUUAUCGCUCUUAGGCACAAUUAAACGUGAAUUCUGUUUUUGUUGCCAUAACGGUUAUAAAUGACGAAAAGUACACUUACCGAGUAAGUGGAAGACGAAUGUAGAUUUAGCGUAGACUGAAGUAUGACGUGCAUUUAACCAGACCUGUAAUGCAACGAAAGCGCGUUGUAUUUCGUGGACAACAUCGCUAAAUUUAUGUUCUUCGGUCGAAAAUGGUUGCGAAAGUAUUUUCAUUAAUUUUUUUUUGCGACAAUUUAUAGAGUAAUAAACGUAUUAGCAUAUAUAAAAGGUCUCACGAUCGUCUCACAAAACGAUUAUUGUUGUGCUUGAUGAAGAGACAAAGUGUUAUUAGUUUCAGUAUUUUUCUUUUAUUCUUAUUUUUGUUUACUUGUUCGUUGGUAUAAAAAGAUGAAAUUCUUUAACACAUGAAACGCCCUCGAACUUUAGUUAGUUCAAAUGUACAAAUAAAAAACACAUUAAACGACACAUUUAGUUUGUUAAGUACAUAUAUUUUAUUUAAUAUCGUUUACGUUUCACAAUUUUAUAGACGUUUGUGUUUUUUUUUUUUUUCCUUGUUUUCUUUCUUUUUAUUUAUCCUUGAAUUCGAACGUUCGCCGUGUGGUGAGAGUGUCUGUUUAUAGACUGCUGAGCGUGAAAAAGGAUAGGAAAUAACGCGGAUUUUGUUGCCGCAUACUUCACGAUGUGUACGGUAGUGUGCACAAUAUUUUCUACUUUUUACUGUUUAAUGCCAAGCGAGCGCCUUGCGCGCGCGACGGUAUUAGAGAGAUAUAUAUUUUUAUAUUGCCACGUAAUAAUACGCUGUUUCGUUUCUGCUGUGAGAUCUCGUUGUAUCAGCAUUGGAUAAUAAAGAUUCGAAUUUA
Pseudomyrmex gracilis is the source of this 2523-nucleotide messenger RNA. RefSeq names its product maternal protein exuperantia (gene exu). Gene Ontology annotation, molecular function: RNA binding; protein homodimerization activity. Gene Ontology annotation, biological process: bicoid mRNA localization. Bases 329 to 1576 code for a protein of 415 amino acids. The transcript is spliced from 5 exons. The record is from RefSeq and is a predicted model, not a curated record. NCBI's taxonomy places the organism in Eukaryota, Metazoa, Arthropoda, Insecta, Hymenoptera, Formicidae.